Molecule: messenger RNA, 1409 nt
Organism: Acanthoscelides obtectus
Lineage: Eukaryota; Metazoa; Arthropoda; Insecta; Coleoptera; Chrysomelidae
Source: the annotation of a GenBank genome assembly
CACAGUAAAAUAAUAGAAAGAUCGCGAAUGCUACCCAGGAUGCCCAUAUUCAUGGUGAUUUUUGUAGACAAAAAACAAAAAUAACCUUAUUACCAGCUAUUAACCUUUGUGAUCGGAUUAUUUUGUUGAUCGUACAUUAUAAAAUAGUCGGUUAAACCUGUUGGUUGAAUUAUCCUGUUAUUUUUCCCAUCUCUUGCUUGCUGACUUUAAGCUUGACACAUGACAAUGUUCCCGUCAUUAGUGAUGGAAAAUUGGAAAUAGGAAAGUUGAUUAUAAUUACAGUUGCAGAUUAGAUUUUAAAAAUGAAGCGAGUUAUUUGAGAGCUUUGAUUAAACUUCGGAUCAAUUAUUGAUAAAACCAGUGUUUUGUUGUUGGUUUUGAAUUUUAUGUCGUACUUGAGAGCAAAGGUCCUGGUGCAAAGAAUACAUUCUGAAAGUAGAAACCAAAAGAAAAGAAUAUCAAAAUGAGUAAACAUAUGUAUUCUACAGCUAAUUUAACUGAUAAAGAAUUGAAAGAGCAGGGAAACAGAUUGUUUAAUUUAAGAAAAUAUGAUGAUGCUAUCAGUUGUUACACAAAAGCUAUUAUCAAAAAUCCAGAUGUAGCUCAUUAUUUCACAAACAGAGCAUUAUGUCAUCUAAAGUUGCUGAGAUGGGAACCUGCUUGUACAGACUGUCGUAGAGCUUUGGAUAUGGAUCCGAACCUUGUAAAAGGACAUUUUUUUCUUGGACAAGCAUUGUUAGAAACUGAGAAUUAUGAUGAAUCCAUAAAGCACUUGCAAAGAGCUGUAGACUUGGCAAAAGAACAGAAACUGAAUUUUGGUGAUGAUAUAGCAGCUCAGUUGAGAGCAGCCAGGAAAAAACGUUUUUCUGUACAAGAGGAGAAAAGAAUAACACAAGAAAUAGAAUUGCACUCUUAUUUGAACAGAUUGAUAGAAAAGGAUAAGGAGUCACAGAUAGCUAAAGUGACGCAAGAUGAGGGCGAUAAUGAGAAGUGUAAGGAAAAAAUAUUGGACAUUGAAGACAAAUGUGAUAAUUAUAUGAAUGAACUCAAUCAGCUAUUUGUGAAAGUGGAUGAUAGAAGGAGGAAACGAGAGGUUCCAGAUUACUUAUGUGGUAAAAUAAGUUUUGAAAUUCUUCAAGAACCUGUUAUUACACCUAGUGGAAUCACAUAUGACAAAAAGGAUCUAGAAGAACAUUUGCAGAGGGUUGGCCAUUUUGAUCCUGUAACUAGAGUAAAAUUGACCCAGGAUCAGUUAAUACCAAAUUUUGCAAUGAAAGAGGUGGUGGAUGCAUUCUUAACAGAAAAUGAGUGGGCUUAUGACUAUUAAGAUAUCAAGUUUAUAUCGCACUUGCGUUUUCUUUUAAUUUAUGCGAAUCUAUUUUUGAAAUACAGUGUAUAAGUUCAAAUAA